Molecule: messenger RNA, 5969 nt
Organism: Spodoptera litura
Lineage: Eukaryota; Metazoa; Arthropoda; Insecta; Lepidoptera; Noctuidae
Source: RefSeq, a predicted model, not a curated record
UAUUUCAAUGGUUUUGCGUGAAUCUGCGGCGUGGGUCUACCAACACAACAACGGAACUAAUAUCAUUACUUCACUUUAAUCUAGGUAACCUAGGUCAAAUUCGUAUUAUACUUACGACUUUUGCUUUCGUGUGAUCUCGUUUUACUACAUACCUACACACUUCCUGUAAAUCUUGCCUUCAUAGGAGAAUCGCAGAAUCGAUUAACCAAAUAUAAUUAAUAAACUUUUGCAAAAACCGAUUUCAAUUUUACAAAUAGGGACAACACUAGUCUUGCAAUCAUUGUCAGACUUUCCGCUGUCAAUAGUGUCAAACGAAACGUCAAAGUGAAAGUGACAAAAUUAUUUUGAUUGAUUUCUGCUUUCUGUUGUGUUUGUGUUAUUUACGCGGAAUUAAACUAAACAAAAAUAAAAAAAUCUGAAUUAAAUACACAAUAAUUAUAACGGAUUGUGUUACAGCUUUUAUUAAUGCCGAAACCACAAUCCCCUUGAUGUCGAAACCACAAAAGAUCUACCUAUUCCUUGAAGUAUGUACUAAUUCAUCAUUUUUAGUUCUUUAUGAUAAAAUAAAGCGAUGGAUACGACAGAAGAGGAGUUUUGUCGUCUUUGCGGUGACUUAAAACAAUUCAGCGAUCUUACUAACUUAACAAUAGACACAGAAAAACGCAAAGGCAUCAACAAAAUGCUGGAAAGAUUUAAUAUAUCCCUUAAUUUCGACAAAAAUCUGCCUAAAUCUGUAUGUUUCACCUGUACAAGGUCUUUGAAACAAGCCUAUGACUUUGUGAAUUCCAUGGACCUUGCACAGAAGGCAUUUGAGGAUUAUAUGUCAUCUUCUGAUGGUGAAAUUGAUGAUAAUAGUGUUUAUCUUGAUGUUCACUCCAGUCAAGACACAACGGAGACAUAUACUCUUGAAGUUAGUAACAUCAGUGAAGAGAUGACGAGAGGAGAUGAGUCUAUGAUCAAUGAAGAAUGCACAAUGGAUGAUGAAUCUAUGCCCUCUAGCUUAGAUUCCAGCUUAGAACCCACAAAGUUACUAAAAAAAGAUGAAAUUGAUAAGAAUGAUACAGAAACAGAUACUGAUAACGAAGUUAAUCAAGAUGAAGACUCUAUAGAAAGUGAUGAAACAUCAAAUAGUUUAUCUGAAAGACUUGAGGAAUCAAAGAUUGCAAAAAUAAAUGAGUUUGAGAAGCCUAUUGUCAAGAAGACAAGAGAAACUCAACAGGUAGAAGACACCCUGGAGACCGAAACAGCAGACUUAAAAAAAGGACGAAGAAAAUCAUUAAAAAUGUUAAUAAAUUCCGAGUCAACCCAUUCUUGGAAGACAUACAAGUGGGUUUGUGCAUAUUGCGACAGUUAUUACAUUAGUCCAAGUGAACUAAGAGUACACAGCAUGCAGUACCAUAACAUCUGCAACCCAUUCCGCUGCUUCGACUGCAGAGCCAGAGGAUCUCACAUAGACAAAUUUGUUGCACAUGUCAUAAAACAUCGCCAAAACUUGUCAUUAGUUUGUCACAUAUGUUCUUCAGACUUCAACACAACAGGAGAAUUGAGACAACAUAAACUAAAAGUACAUAAUCUCCGUAAAUUCACUCACAUUUGUGGGGCCACUUUUCAAACUAAAGAAGAAUUAGAAAAUCAUAUCAACAAUUUCUACAAAAAUGUUACAAUACGCAUGACACCGUAUAAAGACAAUGAAGUCUUAAUGUGUGUUAUUUGUAAAAAGAUUCUGAAAACCAAAGUCCUCUUGAAUAGGCACUUGUUACUCCAUACGGACAGGAAGCGUAAUUACUUAUGUAAGGUUUGCAAAAAGCGCUUCUAUACAAAACGGGAACUAACUCAACAUGUAGUUGUACACUCAAAUAAAAGGCCUUACAAGUGUGAAAUAUGUGAUUUCUCAUUUAAGAUAAAAUCUGAACUUAAAAAACAUGUUUUGAAACAUUUCGAAGUAAAACGGUUUACUUGUGAUAAGUGUGGGAAGAAUUUCCGGCUGAAGAAAGAGCUGGUAGUGCACAGUAGGGUACAUAAAGAUAAUCGUCCAUUUAUCUGUGCAUACUGUAACAAAGCAUUCCGCCACAAACACUUGUUACCACAACAUAUCCGUAUUCACACUGGAGAGAAACCAUACGCUUGUGACUCAUGUCCCCAGAGAUUUAGAAACUGGCCAAAUUACAAUAGGCAUUCGAAAGAAGUGCAUGGAAUUAACCGUGCAAAAAAGAAAACUAACGAAGGUAAAGAUAAGGACAAAGUUACUAAAUGGGGAAAUGAGAUUUUGGAACCGAAGAAGAAAGGCAGGCCAAAGAAAUCAUAUGGAAGCAAAAAAAUUUAAAAAUAAUAUGUGAGUGAUUAUAAAAUUCUUGUCAAUACCUUCUGGUUUGUGAAGUAGUUUUUGAUUAUGUUUUAUGGUAUCAUAAUUAGUAAUGACAAUCAUGGUUUUAAAAUACUUUCAUAAGACUACUGUUAUGAAAAAAUUAAAAUUACUUAGAUAUUUUAUCAUUGCCUACCUAUAAGGUACGGUAAGGUAGGUAGGUAACAGCUUGGCAAAAAAGAAUUUGAGACGGUGACAGUUGGAACUAAUAUUGACUUGGACUGAAUUACCCACUCCGGACACCAUAUCGUAUGAAUAAACAAUCAUCCGAUCAAUUCCGAACACUUUUUAAACUUGAUAAAAUAACAAACAUGAAAACCGGUUUAGUUGUAGUGUAGUUUGCCACAGGUACGAUACUAGCAACCUCAGUUAUUCCAAAUUAAUUUUUGCCAAGCUGAAUUGUAUUUAAUUUUUUAUGUAUUUGAUACAUAUUAAAAAUAUAUAUAUUUAUGAAAAAACACGUUACUUUCGGGAAUGAAAAUCAAAGAUAAUUUUGUGAUUAAACAUAGUGAUCUAAUUAUUUUUAAUUAUUUAAGUGUAUUUUUAUAAGGCAUUUGGGCUUGUGCUGCCCAUAGACAUCCCUGUGACGAUGCAGUCAGUACUAGAACCCCCUAUAAUUAUUUUUCUUUAGGCUUUAAAAUCUUUGUAAAAAUAUAUUUUCUUGCAAACAAUUGCAAUUUACGAGCCCUACAGGUGUCAAAGUAAAAACAUAGGUACCUUAACUAAGGAAGUUUAUUGAUUAUAACGAAUUAUAAUUCUGUAACAUAAAAGUACUUACCAUUGAUUCGACUGACUUUUUAUAAACAUCUUUUACUACACGUUAUACGUUGUACUUAAAUAAUUGUAUUAAGUAAGUUGUGUAACUUAUUUCAAUAAGUGUCUAUGUGUCUAAUAAAACACAUUAAAUUUAUUAUAUACAUAAUGAAUUUUAUUUCUUACCACAACCCCAAAAAAAAGUUAAGCAGUAGGUAUGUACCUUAGGGUGUCCCUUAUUUUUCGAAGUUAAAAUUUUUUGACGCAUACGUCUUAGUUUUGUUCAUUUGUACUUAAAACACAAGAAAAUAAAAUUUUACCAUAUUUGGAGUACGAGAACCCGUGCCGACUUGCAUCGAAACUUAUUCAUACAAGUUGCGCUGGAGUAGCGGUUCGCACUCACGGUAAUAAGUCAUUCUUGGGUAGUUAUUGUCGUAGUAACCACCGAUUGUUUACCCUUACAAGAUAGCAGUAAUAUUAAGAAGUGAUAUCAAAAGUAUUUUCUUUGUUGGGGAUGUAAAUUAUCAAAUAACAGGCGCUAAGUUACCGUCAAACCGUCAAGUUCUCACAGUAUUUUUUUUAUAAUAUUCGCGAAGUUAAAUUAACCGUUAUUAAAAGCGCAAAUCUCGUCAUUCGCGAGUGUAUUAUAUCCUGGGAAAAGGCUAGAAUCCCAACUAGAGCUUUACCUAACUGUGUAAAAAAAAUUGUGGAUCUUCACCGCACUUGAAGAGAGUUGCAAAAAAAUUUGAAAAAGUUGAAUGAUAUUCAUAGGCGCCGUGAAGCGGACUUUCAGAACUCUUUAGAUAAUUGUUCGACAUAGCACACGCUGAUGUUUUGCAGCUGAUGAAGAUAGAGGAAGAUAAAAUAUUUUUACAAAAGCAAAGAGAACCAGGGCUCCCAGGAUGCUUAGCGGGUGUCGAUAAAAAGUUGGCUGAAAAAGAAGAAAGAUCAAGACAAAGAAAUUAAUAGAAGAGAAAAGAAUACAAGAACAAAUUCGUUCAAAUAGUUUAUCGUCAUCUCAUACUACACAAAGUUUUGUUCAUACACAAGAAAAUUGCGAUCAGCCUUCCAGCUCUGAUGAAAGCCUUGAGGAACCCUUGCUAUCAACAUCAACAUUAAACUCGGGAACUACUCCAAGAAGAGGAAGAAAUGACUUUAUCACGCCCGAGUUAGUUGCGGCUUUAGACAGAUGGGAUGGUGAAAGUGUAAGGGAUUCUGUCUAUAUAUUUCGGGCUGUGAUAGAAUCGCUAGGUUUAAACUGUGAUGAUUUUUGUAUAAACAAAUCACCUAUUCGGGCAUUCGCACACAGAGUAGAAAAGAUAGAGCGGAAUCUAUUCAUCAGAUUUUCAGAAUAACAUUCCUUAAAUGGUGACUGUUCACUAAGAUGGAAAGCUAUUACCUGGGCCAGACGUGAGAAGUUCAAAAGAAGAACGCCUGCCAAUUCUUAUUUCAUUUGGAGUAAAAUAACAACAGCCAGAAGGCUGUGCUCAAAUUAGAGAGCUCUUUCGGCCGAGAGCAAGUUCAAGCAGUGUCAAUCGAUCUUUACGACUGGAACGUCAAUGACAAAGUCCAAAUUAUGUGCUGUGACACAACUGCUUCUAAUACCGGCCAAUUCAAUGGAGCGUGUGUUCUUCUGGAACAGAAACUAGACAGAGAAUUACUACUCUUUGCUUGCCGCCAUCACGGUGACGAACUGGUUUUGAAAUCUGUGUUUGAAACGAAAAUCCCUCAAGUAACGAGUCCCGAUAUCCCGAUGUUCAAAAAGUUUAGAGACAACUGGAAAAACAUUGAUCUACUGCUAUUGAAAUUAACACCGACUUCAUAAAACAACAUUUCAGUAAUACAAUAGUACAGGAACUGCUGCAUUUUAUAAUCAAGAACUACAAAAAUCUAUUGUGCGUGCUGAUUAUCGGGAGCUGAUUGAACUAUCUAUUGUCUUUUUAGGAGGAAAUAUUGCGAAGCGAAUUAAAAUCAGAGCCUCUUGGAGCGAUGCAAGGUGGAUGGCAAAAGCUACUUCUAGAGUAAAGUUCUAGCUUUAAAAGCAGUUAAUGAUACCGCUGAAAGAGCUGUUAAACUAAUGCAUGAUUUUCAUGGUUUAAUUACGGCAAAGGAAGAACAAAAGCAAUAUUUGCUACGCUGCGUGCAAGAGCACAGAAAUAUGUAUCCAAAUUGUAAAAAAUAGACAUUCAAGAGAAAAUAUCCGGACUAAUUAUUUACAACUUUGUGACCUUAUGUUUGUAACUUUGUCUUCUUAAAAUUAAUAAACGUCUAAAAUAACUUUGCUUUUGAUUAUAAAUAUAAAAAAAAUAUAUUUUUAUUGAUUUAGGCUACACAGUACCAUAUUAGUUUAAAAACUGAAAUUUCAAAACUUUAACACGCUGUCGGCACGGGUUAAUGUGGUAGUAGGAAGAUAAAAUUUUGUAUUAAGAUUAGUCUAGGUAGACGUAAAAAAGUUAGAGGGUAUGCAUUCCGAUUUUCGAAAAAAAAAUUUUUUCGUUCAUAUAAGGGACACUCUAAUGUACCUGCAUAGGUACGGCCACAAUUAUGCUAUGACGGUGUUAAAAAGAAUUUUGUGGGUAGUUGGAUAGGUGAAUUUACCAGUACCUAACUACAUAAGCCCACUGGAUGCAGGUCGCUUCCAACCGACCUAUCUGGAUGCCAUUGGGGGAGGUCUAUGUUCAGCAGUAGGCGUCCUAUGGCUGAUAUGAUAUACAUCUGCACAAAUAGACAACUUUUGUCGUUCCGGAGUAUUUACGGUCGAAAUAAAUAACCGAAUUCAACCAAAAAACGGAAGCUACAUAACAUAACAUCAUGCCUUUUAUCCGCGUAAACAGGUGCACAUUACGGCAUUUAA